Myzus persicae (green peach aphid) is the source of this 3168-nucleotide messenger RNA. RefSeq names its product piggyBac transposable element-derived protein 3-like. Lineage: Eukaryota; Metazoa; Arthropoda; Insecta; Hemiptera; Aphididae. The transcript has 2 exons. The record is from RefSeq and is a predicted model, not a curated record. Bases 590 to 2443 code for a protein of 617 amino acids.
UCACCAAAAUAUUUUUAAAAUAUUAUUUAAAAUAAAAUUAGUGUAAAUUUAUUCAAUAUUUCACGAAACCUACUCAACUGUUGUAAACUUCUCGGUAUUCAAUCUAAAUAAAUUAUACUAACUUUUAUUUAUUUUAUUAACCCUUUCCGUCACCCUGUCCUCUAUAGAGGACACUUGAUUUCCAUAAGCUUUAUAGACAAAUAUGAUAUGGAACUGUGUUCAGUCAUAGUGUACUCUCUAGAGGACAAGUAUAUAUUUCUUAUUUGCCCGGUUGCUUCGCCUAUUAUUAUCUUCAUUAUCUGAAUUUUUAGUAUUAAUCUGCGUUAUUCCUGGACAAGUAAACAUGCUAUUAUUAUACAUUUUUGUUUUGUCAUUUAUCCUAAUCGUUAUCGCUUUUUAGUAUUGUUGAUUAUUUUUAUAAAUAAUAUAUGUAUUUCUGAAUUCAAUCUAUGCGUUAGAUAUUAAAAAUUUUUAUUCGAUCGAACGUUAUCGUGCGUUAUGUACGUGUACUCCGUAAAGGACAUUGUGACGCUCCGGUAACUCCGAUAACUGUUUUAUAUUUUUUUAAAGUUGUAUAAAUAUAAUAAAUAUGAUUCGUCAAGAUCGCCUUAAAUUAUUAGACGAUGAUAUUUUAAAUAUACUUGAAAAUGGAGAUGACUCCGACAUCGAGGAAUUUGCUAACGACGAUGAUUUGGGAAAUAAUUAUUGUCACGAGGAUUUAAAAUUACUUGAAGACUUUUUAACUAAUAAUGAAGAUUUUGAUGAUAUGGGUGAAAAUAUUGAAGUCGAAAUCGACGAAAACGCAGUUGAAGAAAAUAUAGUAGAUAAUAUUCAAAAUGUUGUUCCUACUUCCUCCGUGUCAUCUAGCGACUAUUUCACCCAACAAGAUUUGACUGACAAAAAAAAUGUUACUUGGAUUCGUGGUGAAUACAUAACUCUACCUUUUGAUAUUUUUGAACCACAUCUAAAUAUAACUUUCGACUUGUCUUCUCCACUUCAAUUGUUCAGUAAUUAUUUUUCAGACGAAUUAUUAGAAACCGCUGUUUUUAACACAAAUUUAUACGCUGUUCGUAAUAAUGUACCAAACUUUCCUCCUACUACAGUAGCAGAAUUGAAAACGUUUAUAGGCAUAAAUAUUUUGAUGGGAAAUCUUGGUUUACCACGAGUGCGUAUGUACUGGGAGCCAAAAUUCGCCGUCCCAUUAAUUUCGGAAAAUAUGACUUCAAAUAGAUUUUUUAAAUUGAGAAAUAAUUUACAUUUUAUAAUCGAUAAAGACCCGAAUACUAAUGAUAGAUUUUGGAAGGUGAGGCCUUUAUAUGAAGCUAUACGAAAAUAUUGUACUAGUUUACAGCUAGAAUCAACAUUCAGUGUUGAUGAACAAAUGGUCCCUUUUAAGGGACAAUUAAAUGUAAAACAAUAUAUUAAAAACAAACCAACCAAAUGGGGCGUAAAAUUAUUUUGUUUAUGUGGAAUAUCAGGAAUGAUUUAUGAUUUUAUAAUUUAUCAAGGAUCUACCACGGAAAUUAGGCCAGAAUAUUCUCAAUUUGGACAAAGUGCAUCUUUAGUAAUGCAGUUAUCCGAAAGAAUUAAUGUGCCCAACUGUACAUUAUUUUUCGAUAACUAUUUCAGUACAUUUUGGCUGUUUGAAUGGUUGAAAAAUCGAAAUAUUUAUGCUGCCGGUACAAUUAGAGUUGAUAGGUUUAUGAAACCCCCAUUUACUACCGAUAAAGAAAUUAAAAAACACCACAGUAGAGGCUACAUGGAAAAUUUAAUUUGUAAUACGUCUGGAGUGGUGUUAACAAAAUGGUAUGAUAAUUCAAGUGUAGUUCUGGCUUCAAAUUUUUGUGGUAUAGGACAAGUUGACCAAUGUCGACGUUAUGACAAAAAAAAUAAAAAAUAUGUAGACGUUCAAAGACCGGAAGUUGUAGCCCGUUAUAAUGAAGGAAUGGGUGGAGUAGACAAAUGUGAUCACUUAAUAUCGUUGUACAGAAUUUUUAUAAGGUCAAAAAAGUGGACUUUACGCCUCAUAACUCAUGGAAUUGAUAUAGCUGCAGUGAAUUCAUGGAUUGAGUAUAAAAAAGAAGCAAAAUCUUUAGGACUUCACGAAAAAAAAAUCCUAGAUCUUAUACACUUUAGACAGUACUUGGCUGAAGCGUUAAUUUUAUCAGGUAAACCUGUUACAAAAAAAAGAGGUCGUCCUGGUAAUAGUUCGUCCACAUCUAUUUCACCUACAUCAACACCAAAAACUAAACAGCAACGACCAAUUAAUGAUGUGCGAUUUGAUGAUAUAGGACAUACACCAGUAUUCCUGGAUAAGAAAGAGGCUGGAAGAUGUAAGAAUUUUGGUUGUAAAUCUAAAACGUAUGUAAGCUGUAAAAAAUGUAGUGUCAACUUAUGUAUAGCACGUAAGCAAAAUUGUUUUGAAUCAUUUCAUUCUAAAUAAAAAAUAGUUUUAAAUAUAAUUUUGACUUUAAACCAUGUAAUGUUUUAAUUUUAAACUUUUAUUUUAAUUCCAUAGAUUAUUAUUUAAUAAUUUGAUAAAUGUUUCUUAAUAAAGCAUAUCUAAAUUCAUAAGAAUCCAAAUGAUGUAGUAUUUUUUGUAUUAUUUAACAUAGAUACCUUUACGUCAUCUUGUCCUGUUGAGAGGACACAUUAUAUCUCAGGAUCAGCCUGUCCAAACAAUUUGGGACCAACUUUAAAAAACUUUUAAAAUUAAGCUUAAUUCAAAUUAGUUGAAAAAAAAAUUUUUUUUCUUUAAAUAUAAAUAUAUGACGGAAAGGGUUAAGCAUCAAUCGAAGCAAAGAUCUGAGGUUCUAUUGCUGAAUGAUAUAGUCUCCUCUUCAUGUAUUUCAUUUCAUGGUACUGAAUCUUUUGUCAUUUAUGUUACUUAUUGCUUAGAUAAUAAUGUACCUAAAUUAAAGAGAUUGAAAUAUCGCUAAUAAUAUUAUACAUUUUUAAUAAAAUUAAAUAUAAAUUCGACAUCCGUAGUCUAUAUGGUGGGAAAGUAUGAUUUUAAAUUAAGAUUCUGAUCAUUAUUAUUUUGUUGACCCCUUUUGAGUGCCCCUUCACCCACACCUUGGGACGCUUUUAAAAAGUUGGACAAUUAUUGAAAAAAAACUGAAUUGUUGCAAAAAAAACUUCCCAUUGGAAACAUAUAUUAUUAUUAAA